AUAAACAACACCUGACCCGGAACUUGUCCCUCGGUGAGUUUCCGGUUCGGGAGAGCAGCGAGCAGAAGUCCGAGAAGCUGAUCGUGAGAAACAUGUCCGGACUCCACGGCCUGAAGGUGUUCAUCAACCAGCGGCUCGCGGCGGCUGUCGAGGACAUCUGUGGACAUUUCGAGAGGACGAUAAACGAAUAUGAGGCGGAAAUGGACCGGAAACUGCUCGACGUGGUGUCAGCGGCUGAAAUGAAGCUGCGGGCUGAAGCAGGGUUUCCUGCAGACGUCCAGCAGCUGUUGGAGAAAAAAGAAGUGGAGGUUCCCCCUCAUCAGCAGGACUGGGGCUCCAGUCUGGACCAGGAGGACCCAGAGCCCCCACACAUUAAAGGGGACCAGGAGGACCCAGACCCCCCACAGAUUAAGGAGGAACAGGAGGAACUCUGGACCAGUCAGGAGGGAGAGCAGCUUCAAGGUCUGGAGGAGGCUGGUAUCAGGUUCACAUUCACUACUGUGAAGAGUGAAGAUGAUGAAGAGGAAGCUCAGUCCUCUCAUCUUCAUCAAAGACAAACUGAACAGAUGGAAACAGAAGCUAAAGGAAGGGACUAUGGAGGACCAGAACCAGACAAGAACUUGGGUCCACAUAGACAUCUAGAAACUGUUCAAACUGGAGACUCUUUUGAACCUCAGACUGAUGAUAACACCAGAGAACCUCAGUCCGGUUUAAACUCUCUAAAUGAUUAUGAUGAUGAUGUUGUUCCUGUAAACGAUGUCAAAUCUAAUGUUGUCAAAAAAUCCUUUACUUGCUGUGAAUGUGGGCGAAAAUUUGGUCGCAAGGACAGUCUGCGGAGACACAUGAGGUUUCACACGGGAGAGAAACCUUACAGCUGCUCUGCUUGCGGGAAAGGAUUUUCUCAGAGGCCAAACUUGAUUCGUCACAUGAGAUGUCACUCUGGAGAGAAACCCUUCAGCUGCUCCUUCUGCCACACAAGUUUUGCUGUGCGGAGCGCUUUGGUCAACCACAUGAGAAUCCACACCGGAGAGAAACCCUUCAGUUGCUUAUAUUGUGACAAAAGCUUCACUCAAAAGGGGGGUCUGAAAAAACAUAUGACUGUCCACACAGGAGAGAAACCAUAUAGUUGUCCAGUGUGCGAUAAAAGUUUUUCCCAGAAGGCCAAUCUGACGUACCACUUCUCACUGCACACGGGACAGAAACAGUUCAGCUGCAGCAUUUGUGACAAAAGGUUCACGUGGCAGUCGCAGGUCCGAAGCCACAAGUGUGUCGGCGAGAGCAGCGGCAGCUGAAGCGGUGCAUAGCGGCCGUUAACCGAACAAGUACAGACCGGUUAGUUCAAUAAAACCUCUCCUCGCAGCUACAAGACAAAGCUGUUGAACUCCACUUCUUCUCUCGUGGCCCUUUGCAGAAACUGAUGACAGUGUGUUAAUACAUAUAACCACAUCUUCAUAUAAUUUCAAUUCAAUUCAGUUUAUUUUGUACAGCCCAAUAUCACAAAUUACAACCUCCCCUCAGAGGGCUUUACAAUCUGUACACAUACGACAUCCCUGACCUUUGACCUCACAUCGAAUCAGGAAAAACUCCCCAAAAAUAACCUUUGACAGGGAAAAAAGGGAAGAAACCUUCAGGAGAGCAACAGAGGAGGAUCCCUCUCCCCGGAUGGACAGAUGAAUAGAUGUCAUGUGACCAGAAUGAACAGCAUUUACAAAGUUACAUAAACACAUUACAUGAAUAUGACAAUGUAUGAAUGGAACUCCAAUCCAUGAAACAGAAGGAGGUAACUGGUCUUAUAAUCAUUUAUUAUGUGUUCUGUGAGUUAAUAUUAAAAACAUUUACGUAGUAUAAGAGUUUUAUUGUACUGUGUUGGAUAACGUGACAGUUUAAAUAUUGACAAAAAUAAAUGUUAUUAA
Cyclopterus lumpus (lumpfish) is the source of this 1913-nucleotide messenger RNA. Its product is annotated as histone-lysine N-methyltransferase PRDM9-like. The record is from RefSeq and is a predicted model, not a curated record. The transcript has 2 exons. The coding region runs from base 93 to 1292 and encodes 399 amino acids. Lineage: Eukaryota; Metazoa; Chordata; Actinopteri; Perciformes; Cyclopteridae.